AUGUUCAUGCGCCAUCAGCACGAGCAGCAGCAGCAGCAACAGCAGCAUGGUCUGGCAGCUAUGCAAUAUCCGGAUGAAUCAUCGGGAAUGAGGCAUCUGUUACCGGCUGGUGUACCAUAUGCUCCAAGCUUCUACGAUUAUCAAUCAGCUGCGCAUAUGCAUCCAAUGCAUGUACAGGUACUUCUCAUUGAGAUCACUCAAAAUCCAAGUGCCAGCUUUUCUCGGAUUUCUUCUUUUUUGGCAGUAAUUUUUGUCACCCUAGCAACUGGAAAAUAG
Gongylonema pulchrum is the source of this 276-nucleotide messenger RNA. The record is from the annotation of a GenBank genome assembly. Lineage: Eukaryota; Metazoa; Nematoda; Chromadorea; Rhabditida; Gongylonematidae.